AUGCCCAUCAUUGGCGAAUACGCGGGAUAUCAGAACGAUCCGAUCCGUACACAAAAACGAAUUUUACGUGACGUGUUCCAUGCUGGGGAUCGAUACUUCAACACUGGCGACUUACUACGACUGGAUCGCAACUAUCACAUGUAUUUCGUGGAUCGUUUAGGAGACACGUUCAGGUGGAAAGGGGAAAACGUUGCCACUACAGAGGUUAUGGAACGGAUUGCUGUAUUUCCUGGAAUAAGCGAAGUGUUGGUAUAUGGUGUAAAAGUUGAAGGACACGACGGAAGAGCUGGUAUGGCAGCUAUUGUGCUUAAGCCCGACUCCGAGCUGGACUGCAAAGGGUUUUAUAAGUACCUUACUACUUAUCUGCCGAAGUACGCGUGUCCAUUGUUCCUCAGAAUCGAACCAUCGCUAGCAAUUACCGGAAGUUACAAGUACAAGAAGUCCGAUUUAGCCAAAGAAGGAUUCAAUCCAACCACGAUUAAAAGUCCUUUGUAUUAUAUGGACAUCAGCCAAGGAGAAUAUCUCCCAUUGGUAUUCGAAACCUAUUCAAAAAUCAUGAUUGGAAAUGCAAAAUUAUAA
Saccoglossus kowalevskii is the source of this 579-nucleotide messenger RNA. RefSeq names its product long-chain fatty acid transport protein 2-like. Gene Ontology annotation, molecular function: long-chain fatty acid transmembrane transporter activity; long-chain fatty acid-CoA ligase activity. Gene Ontology annotation, biological process: long-chain fatty acid import into cell; long-chain fatty acid metabolic process. Gene Ontology annotation, cellular component: endoplasmic reticulum membrane; plasma membrane. The record is from RefSeq and is a predicted model, not a curated record. Lineage: Eukaryota; Metazoa; Hemichordata; Enteropneusta; Harrimaniidae.